Molecule: messenger RNA, 645 nt
Organism: Bombus impatiens (common eastern bumble bee)
Lineage: Eukaryota; Metazoa; Arthropoda; Insecta; Hymenoptera; Apidae
Product: nuclear nucleic acid-binding protein C1D
Exons: 3
Coding region: 145-531 (128 amino acids)
Biological process (GO): maturation of 5.8S rRNA; regulation of gene expression
Cellular component (GO): nucleolus; exosome (RNase complex)
Molecular function (GO): DNA binding; RNA binding
Source: RefSeq, a predicted model, not a curated record
UUCUAGGUAAUAUAUAUCUGUAUGUACAACACACGUGUAUGUAUCGUAACAAGUAUAUGAUUAUAAAGCGAGUCAGGUUAUUUACCUUAUAAAAUUUUUAUGGUGUAUGUACAUAAGGAAAAAUUAUAACCUCCUUAGAUAAAUAUGGAUGCAGAUUUUGAAGAACUAUCGCAUGACAUAGAUCUUAUUGCAAAAGUUAAACAAUACCGUGAUGCAACGACGAAAAUUCAAGAUACAAUUAAAUAUGCCGCAAAUCCAGCAGUAUAUGAAAAACUUUCUGAUACAGAUAAAAUACAGUAUAAUCUAUUGAUGUCUUACUGCCUAAAUAGUGUGUUUUGGAUGUAUUUGCGUGCAGAAGGAAUUGACCCAGCAAAGCAUCAAAUAAAGUCAGAAAAUGACCGUUUAAAAAGGUCUAUGACACGUGCAAAACAAAUUAAUGACAAGAACACAUUUAUGCCUCGUGUAAACAAAGAUGCAGCACAAAGAUUUGUUAGGAAUGGGUUGUGGGAAAUAAAGAAUAAAAAAAAAUGAUAUGAAAAUAAUGGAUGUAAUAUUGUAUAUAAAUAAAUUUGUUUUAUAAAUUAAGUAGUGACCUAAAUGUAUAAACAAAAAUAUAUUAAACAUGACGUUAUGUAUAAUGCUGAA